AUGGACAUGGUCACGGGCAUAUUGCGCGAUAAUUUUGCCUUUUCAAGCCACGUGAGCGACAGAGGAAGGAACUGGCCGCUGACGGACUGUUUCGAUGGGAAUUGUUUAUCGGUCUAUAAAUCUGGGGAGCACUCUGAGAUUGGAGAGGGCCAAGAUAGGAGGGUGGUGAUGGCGUGCAGCAAAUAUCAAGAAUCAAAGCGACUCUUGAUUUGGGGACGAAGACUCCGCUUCACUCCUCGUGGCAUUCCUAGGUACGCUUUCAACUACUAUCAAGUACUAUGGUUCUACUAUCAUGUCGAUGGGAUCCACCUCACCUUGUUAUGGAUCCCUUUCAGCCCUGCUUAA
Aspergillus niger is the source of this 345-nucleotide messenger RNA. RefSeq lists its product as hypothetical. NCBI's taxonomy places the organism in Eukaryota, Fungi, Ascomycota, Eurotiomycetes, Eurotiales, Aspergillaceae. The transcript is spliced from 2 exons. The record is from RefSeq and is a predicted model, not a curated record. Bases 1 to 345 code for a protein of 114 amino acids.